Messenger RNA from Liolophura sinensis, 351 nucleotides. RefSeq names its product apolipoprotein D-like. Bases 1 to 351 code for a protein of 116 amino acids. NCBI's taxonomy places the organism in Eukaryota, Metazoa, Mollusca, Polyplacophora, Chitonida, Chitonidae. Gene Ontology annotation, cellular component: cytoplasm. Gene Ontology annotation, biological process: lipid metabolic process; response to reactive oxygen species. The record is from RefSeq and is a predicted model, not a curated record. The transcript is spliced from 4 exons.
AUGCCUAAUUUUGAUGCCAGUCAGUACUUAGGUAAGUGGUACGAGCAUGAACGAUUCUUCUCCAUCGCGGAGUAUGACGAGGAUUGUGUGUCCGCCAACUACAGCCUCAAGGCCGAUGGCAAGGUCAAGGUCGUGAACCAAGGCGUAAUUAUUGGCACCAGCCAGGUGGAUGAAGCUGUAGGAGAAGCCUAUGCCCCGGAUCCUAAUUUCCCUGCCAAAUUGUUGGUUAUCUUCGGAGGUCCGCCGUCAAACUAUUGGGUGCUGGACACAGACUACAAGACGUACACAGUAGUGUGGAGUUGUCGGGACACGAAAACGAGGCAAGCCCACACUGGUCAGUAUUGUCACUAG